AUGACACUCCGAACCGUCCAUCUCAUCGCGUCCCGUAAUGCCGAAGCUCAACGGGCGCAUUUUGCGAUCUUUGUUCCUGCCGAGGGGGCACCAGAGCAAGGAACCUUAAUCGAAGCCGUUGGCGCACCGAUGGCUGGCUAUAUGCUGGAAUUCAAACGAAAUUAUUCACCUUCCAAUGAUUCGAUCGAGAAUUACAAGAUUAUUCCAAUCGGAGAAGUUGACUCUGCCAAUAUUGUCGACGACGAUUCGGGUGUGAAGAGUGCCGAUGUUGAUCCAAGGGGUGAUAUUGAAGUUGUCGCUUCUCAAAUUCCGACCCCCGGAAUCAGUGAGAACUUUUUGGCUCCGAUCAACGAUACAACCAACAAGCGAGACCAGGAGUGGACGAUGGAGUAUACCCGUCAACUCGUGAGUAAACGCCUCAUCGGACCCGAGGCGAUUCAGAUCGUGCAUUCGAAGCGGGACCCACCAACUCAUGGCCUGGGCUUCCAGCCUAGCUUGCGACGUUCGGGGUGA
This is a messenger RNA of Penicillium subrubescens, 513 nucleotides long. RefSeq lists its product as uncharacterized. Bases 1 to 513 code for a protein of 170 amino acids. Lineage: Eukaryota; Fungi; Ascomycota; Eurotiomycetes; Eurotiales; Aspergillaceae. The record is from RefSeq and is a predicted model, not a curated record. The transcript has 2 exons.